AUGAAUCCUUUUGAGUCCAUAAAGGGUGGGUAUGUAGAUCCAUCUGUACUAUCGUAUUUUUCGCUGGUACAAAAGAAAGACGUCAACACGCGCUGCAAAGCACUGCUGCGCAUUGUUAGCGACCUAGAAAAGCUUCCGGUAGACUCUGUGGCCCAGUGUCUGUAUGACACCAUGCCCAUACUCUGUAGGUCUGCACAAGAGCCAAUAGCCACCUACAUCUCUGAGAUAUUCCUGCACGUUCUGAAAAAAAGCAUAGAAGACAGAAGAGUAAGCAGCAUAUGCCACUGGGUGGGCAUGUUCCUCGCGCGCCCGAACAAGACAGGAUACAAAGUAGUCAAAACUUUGAGCAAAAACGGUCUGCUAAGAGAAACGCUUGCAGCAUACAACAGAACAGCUGAUCUAGAGCUGUACAUAAAAAGCAAAAUGGUCGAGCUGGCUUUUGAAGAGAAUGUGGACGUAUGUGUAGAGAAAAUAAAAAAAGUAAAAACAAAGAGCGAGAUGGAUAUGCUUUCCAAGCUGCUCUCUGUCCUAGAAGAAAAGAAACAGCUGAGCGCAGAAAUACGCGAGGCUGCGCUGUCAACUGCCAAGAGUCAGACCGUAGACAUAGAGAGCAAGUGGAAGCUGUUUGCUGUUCUUACGACUGGAUACACAGUUGAAGAAUUGAUAGAAGAUAGCGCAAAAAUAGAUGAUGCAACUUUUUCAUCCAUUGUGUGCUCUAAGCACUUUGAGAAGAUAGUUGCUGAAUACGGUGCUGCAUCUUUCAUCCAAAACUGUGCCCACCUCCCGGGAAUUCUCUUCCCAGCUCUUUUACGCAUAGUAAAGGAGAGAAAAACCGUCCUCAAGAAACUUCUGCAGAGUAAUACCACAGGCUUUGAGCACAUAGAGCUGGAGAUAGAAGAUUUCCCGUAUGCCAACACGAUAGGCUGCUACAACCGGGUGAAUGAAGUUCUGCAGAAAGCUCCCAUUCACGAUACAAAGGUCUAUGCAGAGCUGACAUCGAAGGAAAAGAUUAUCCGGGCAGACAUUUUGGGAGAAAAAAUAGAGAACAUUAGCCCAGAGGUCACUUCGCAGAUAAGCAUCAGCUUUCUCAGAAGAGAAAAAAUAUUCGAGGAAGGCGUCAGAGUGCUUCCUGUUUCGUUCUUUAGAAACGAGGACGAAAGCUUUACGCAGGAGGAGCACAUAUACGUUGCAGCACAGCACCCGCAGCUUGCCUCAGAAAAAACAAUCGAUCUGAUCUUCGUGCACAAACUUUUCAUUGUGAAGAUACUGAGCAGUCUUUCAGACGACUUGAUGGCAUAUCUUAUGAAGCGAAUAGGGAGCGAGCCUGCUGAUGUCGUGCACGAGGUGUAUGAGCUUAUAAGAGAACACAUCGACACAAAGUACGAGUUUAAGCUGCUGGGAAAGAUCUAUACAGGCAGAAACUACAGAAAGGAGCACUUUAAAAGAAAACUUGUGCUUACUGAGGAUGUAGAAGAAAGCUAUCUUGUCUACCUCAUUGAAAGAGAAGCAGUUGAUGAAGAGAGCGUGUUCAAACAUAUUGUGCAAGACGCCAACAAGAGUGCCACAGGUACACAGGAUGUAACAGAUGCAUACAUAGAACUCUGCGAAAUCAUAGAAAAUAAAGAAGCAACUCAGGCAGCAUCUAAGUAUGUAUUUGGGAAUGCUUACUCAAAAUGGAAAAAAGUCCUUGAGUCUCUCGCAGAUAAAAAUCUAUCCACGCUGCUAAAAGAUAUUCUGUGCAUAGAAAGUGCCCUGCCAAGUUUGGCAGAUGCUUCCCUGCCUGAGUGGAUUCUCACACAGGGAUUGGUAGGGAAGAUCGCAGAAGGAAUGCUCUUUUGGAAAGAUAUUUACAGCAAAAGAAUGCCUUGUGUUCUAUCUGCUCUUAUGGAAAAAAAGGCAAUAGACGAGGGACCAGCUGAAAAUAACGCAGGAGUUUUGCUUAAAGAAAUGAUUAUAAAGAUGUAUGUAGAUGUACUAGCCAAUACUCCAAUUGAGGAAAGUGCGCUUAAAAACCUAUCUAAAUUAUCUGUUGAAAAGCUGCCAAAGGAGGACAGAGCUGUUCUAGCAUAUAUGCUCCUAAAGAUACAGAAAAGCACAAAACAGUCUCUACUGUCUAUCUCACUCAAAGAUGCACAUGCCUUGCACAGUAGAGUCCUCUCUCUGGUCAUACAGGACAGUGCAGACUUGCAAGACAUAGAAGAUCUAGACUUUACACAUCUCAGCAAAGAGAGCAUUUCCCACAUACAGACACAUCUAGAGAGCUCCCCAGAGAAGGCUGCGGUGUGCAUUAAAAGCGACUCUGUCUGGGAGAUGGGAAGUAACAUGCACAGACAGGAGAUGUACACUCCUGUUUUAAAAGCCAUUGCAAAACACUAUGCAAGCUCCAUCCUCAACGUGUAUAGUAUGUCAAAGGUGGAAGAAGAUGCAAUCGACUCUGAAGUCUUCUACAUGCUCUUUGACAUACCGGCAAUAAAAGACAUAAAGAACAUGACCACAUACGAGUGGAGGCUCUUUCUUACAAUCUGCAGCGAAGUUCGAAGCAUUGAAAUCCGCUCUUUGAUUUCGGCAAUGGUAAGGGCAGAGUGCAAGUGGCUUGCAUUCCUGAUAUCAAGCGAAACAAAGGCCCUAGACCUUCUUGGCCUCUUCGCAAAGAACUUCCCUGUUCUUGCGCGAAUAUUCUUUAAAAGCAGCAGAAAUGCCAGACAGCUGCAGAAAUACUUUAUUGCACAGGUGACCCCGCAGCUCAUUAGGGAAGAGGCCAGCCGUCCGCUGCAGGGCGUUAAGAUUAAAGUGAAAACCAUUGCAGAAACACACAUAGUUGUGGCAAUGUACAAGAUAGAAGAGUCUGAGCUGGAGGUAAACAUCAACUUCCCAAAGGACUAUCCCCUUAGUACACCAGAAGUAAAAGUUGUCCGAUGUGUGGGAGUUAAGAAACAGAGGCUGCAAAGGCUUCUUCUGCGAAUACAAAUGAUAAUGGCUGAACACUGCAGAAUUGGAGAGGCUCUCGCUCUCUGGAAGAUGGCACUUGAUAAGGCAGUGGAUGAGAUAGAGGAGUGCGGAAUCUGUUUCUUUAUGGUUGACGAGGCAACAAAGAACUUCCCAGAUGCAAGCUGCUCAAAGUGCAGCAACCAGUUCCACGGAAUGUGUCUUAAAAAGUGGCUGGAGAGAAGCAAGAACUUGUGCCCCAUCUGCAGAGAAGAGAUCAAAUCGUAA
Molecule: messenger RNA, 3213 nt
Organism: Nematocida minor
Lineage: Eukaryota; Fungi; Microsporidia
Exons: 1
Coding region: 1-3213 (1070 amino acids)
Biological process (GO): ribosome-associated ubiquitin-dependent protein catabolic process; rescue of stalled cytosolic ribosome
Cellular component (GO): cytosol; RQC complex
Molecular function (GO): ubiquitin protein ligase activity; ribosomal large subunit binding
Source: RefSeq, a predicted model, not a curated record